AUGGCCAAGAUUCCACGCAACUUCCGUCUACUGGAAGAGCUUGAGAAGGGCGAAAAGGGCAUCGGCGACGGCUCGUGCUCCUACGGUCUCGAGGAUGGCGACGAUAUCAUGAUGAGCCACUGGAACGGCACCGUCAUCGGUCCAGGACAUACCGUGCACGAGAACCGCAUUUACAGCCUCAAGAUAACGUGCGGCGACAACUACCCCGACGAGCCACCCGUCAUCCAGUUCAUCUCCCGCGUCAACCUCCCUUUCGUCAGCCAAACGGAUGGCAAGGUCGACGUCACCAAGCUGCCCGUCCUCGCUCAUUGGAAUAGGAAUAGCACGAUGGAGACUGUUUUGGUAGAGAUUAGAAGGGAGAUGGCCUCGUUCAACAACCGGAAGCUUCCUCAGCCGCCGGAAGGAAGCACAUUCUAA
Coniophora puteana RWD-64-598 SS2 is the source of this 417-nucleotide messenger RNA. RefSeq names its product UBC-like protein. The record is from RefSeq and is a predicted model, not a curated record. NCBI's taxonomy places the organism in Eukaryota, Fungi, Basidiomycota, Agaricomycetes, Boletales, Coniophoraceae. Gene Ontology annotation, cellular component: nucleus. Gene Ontology annotation, biological process: DNA damage tolerance; protein K63-linked ubiquitination. The transcript is spliced from 4 exons. The coding region runs from base 1 to 417 and encodes 138 amino acids.